GAAGAAGAGGCAACGGUCGAAGGGACACUAACAAAACACACAUAAAACGGAGCGCCAACAGUUGUUUGCAUUCAUUCAAUCGGCAACUUUCCAAGCGAUCGCAUCUAAGCAAAAAGUGAUAAAGAAAGAAAAGAAAAGAAGGAUUUCCAGUGGCGAGAUCAAUCUACAAAAUAUCAAAGCGAAUCAAUUUACUCUGCGUUUAAGCAACGAAAAGAAAGCCAAGGAUGACGGACACCAGCAGCCGCUUGAAGAUCCUUUUCCAGGGCGAGACGAACCUCAUCACUUGCGGAUCUUCCAACACCUACGAAGAGGUCAUCUCCCAAGCCAUGUCCCAAUUCGACAUUCCGGAGGCUCAACGGAGUGCCCUGAUCCUGACCAACGGCAAGGACUACGUGUUCGAGGAGCACUUGCUGGAGUACUUCCUGCUCCUGUUUCCCUGCCCCGAGAUCACCUUCCACCUGAGGUUCGACUGGUCGAAGAUGCGCAGAAGUCUCAGCAAGACCGUGUGCCUCAAGCGAAGGCGUCCAGUGGAACAGGAUCAAGCAGAUAGCCAGAUAGUUGAGGAGCAGGAGAAGGAAGAGCCGGUGCCGGACUACAAACCGGUGCCCGUCUACCGGAUGAACUGCUUCCUGGGUUCGCUGCCCAGCGGAGGAGGUGCCACCGUGCAUCGCCAGAAUUGCUUCCUCAGGGAACAGUCGCAGCAGCUCGAUGAGAUACCCCUACCACGACCGAUCGAGGAGGAUUCCCAGCAGCAGGAGCCGCAAAAGAAGCGCCUCCGCUUGGACGUCUGCUCCAAGCCAAGACGCACUGCGGUUGCAUCGGUGGUUCCCUCCCCACUUCCUGUCAAGCGCUCGAUUCGCAUUUAAAUCGCUGUUACCAUUUGUACAUAGCUAUAGUACGUAUACGAUAUUCCAUAUAAACUUAGUCAUUAGCUAAAAGGUUGAACCACUGUCACUAAGACUAACACUACUCCUAUCUCAC
Messenger RNA from Drosophila subpulchrella, 981 nucleotides. RefSeq lists its product as uncharacterized. The record is from RefSeq and is a predicted model, not a curated record. Lineage: Eukaryota; Metazoa; Arthropoda; Insecta; Diptera; Drosophilidae. The transcript is spliced from 2 exons. Bases 225 to 866 code for a protein of 213 amino acids.